Molecule: messenger RNA, 1711 nt
Organism: Styela clava
Lineage: Eukaryota; Metazoa; Chordata; Ascidiacea; Stolidobranchia; Styelidae
Product: cytochrome P450 2J4-like
Biological process (GO): xenobiotic metabolic process
Cellular component (GO): intracellular membrane-bounded organelle; cytoplasm
Molecular function (GO): steroid hydroxylase activity; iron ion binding; heme binding
Source: RefSeq, a predicted model, not a curated record
UUAGUUUUUUAAUCUAUCUUAAUGCGUCAAUGCAUAAGAUUAUACCUUUGAUGGGCUUAUGUUGAGAUUAAGUUACAAUGAAGAACGACCACCAGCAAAAAAGCGUUAAGCCAAUGGAGUAUGAUAAUCUUCAGAGCACAGUACUUGUACUUCUUGUUAUUGGAUUAUAUUCAUAUCUAUACAAAUAUAGUAAAAAAGAAGGAUCUCGUUUCGCGUCAAAUCUACCUCCAGGUCCUCCGAGAUGGCCAAUUCUAGGAAAUUUACCAUCUUUAUCGCUUCAUUCCGAGCGAGAUAUGUUUGAAUGGAACAAAAAAUAUGGACCCGUUUGUCAUCUUAAAAUGGCGAGCACUGACUUUAUUAUUCUUGGCACUCUUGAGGCAGUCCAAGAAGCAUUUGUAAAGAAAUGUGAAACUUUUUCUAAUAGGAUGCAAAAUGUAGUACCUGGAUUAUCAGGGGUUGAUGGAAUAGCCUGUUCAAACUGGUCCGAAAAGUUGAAAAAGCAAAGAAAAUACUGCAUUUCAACUUUGAAAAACUUCGGCAUGGGACGUAAAAGCAUAGAAGCAAACAUUUUGAAAGAGUGUUCAAUACUUUGUGACAAAAUUAAAAUAUAUUCCACGGCAGAAAAAACGUUCAGCAUUGAUUUCAUGCUCUACGAAGCCUUUUCUGGUGUUAUAUGUCACUUGGCGUUCGGGAAAAAUAUUUUACAAGAAAACAAAGAAUUUCGUAAAUUUAUCCGCUCAAUCGCAAAAUCUUCAAGUACAUUGAAUAGCGUAAUGAUAUUUUGCCCUCUGUUAAAGGUAAUACCACCGUUCAGUUGGAUUCGGCAAGAAACAGAUGGAAUAGAAAACGCAGUGCUAAAAAUACUCAAUCAAGAAAUCGAAAGUCAUAAAAUUGCAAGAGAUCCUGAUAAACCACGCGAUUUCAUCGACUGUUUUUUAAACGAAAUGGAUAAGCCGAAUGCACAUUUAGAUGGUUUCUACCACUUGCAGCUCGUAUUGUCAAUACGUGAUAUUUUUUAUGCGGGAACAGAAACGGGUUCAAAUACCGUAGCUUGGCUCAUAUUAUACUUAUGCCGUUAUCCGGAGGUUCAAAGAAAAAUGCAGAACGAAAUUUCUGAAGUACUGAGUGAAGAAAGACAACUGAGUAUGUCAGCAUCAGAAGAUAUGCACUACACAAAGGCAGUCAUCCAGGAAACGAUGCGGAUCAGACCAGUCACACCAAUCGGAAUACCACAUGUUGCGGCGAAAGAAGAUACUAUUAUGGGAUACAAAAUACCGAAAGGCGCCGUAGUCGCGUCAAAUUUGUUUCGUAUUCACAACGAUGAGACAAUUUGGUCUGAUAGCGAAUGCUUCAGGCCAGAAAGACAUUUGGACCAAAAUGGAAAAUUUAGGAAAUCACCGUACGUGAUACCGUAUUCCAUUGGCGCCCGUCACUGCCUCGGACAACAGCUGGGAAAUACGGAAAUAUUUUUGUUUGUUGUGUCAAUUUUUAAAACAUUUUCUCUCACUGUGAAAAACAUUGAUAGUAUCAACAUGCAUGGUAAAAACAUCGUUUCUUUGAGACCAUGUAAUUUUGAAGUAACUGCCUCGGAGCGAUACCGGUAACUAUUACUACUGCUUACACACUGUCUGACCAACGCUAAAAUCAUUUUCGCUUCAAAACAUCUCAUCAUUCUUUACAAGUUUCGUCCUAAUUCAAACAUGAUUUCUUA